AUGGAUCAAUUCAAUCAAGCCUACUCGCAGAGCGAACCGAACGCUGCAGCCUUGAGAAGGCGAGCUCCCUCUGUUGGAACGACUCAGGUCUUUGACAACAUUGUAUCCACUUCGAAUUUCGAUAGAGAUGAAGUGGAUAGGCUGCGCAAGCGAUUUAUGAAACUAGAUAAGGAUAGUUCUGGUACGAUCGAUCGUGAUGAGUUCCUUUCCCUCCCUCAGGUAUCAUCCAACCCGCUUGCGACGAGAAUGAUCGCAAUCUUCGACGAAGACGGUGGUGGCGAUGUCGACUUCCAAGAAUUCGUUUCGGGUCUGUCAGCAUUCAGCUCGAAGGGCAAUAAGGAAGAAAAGCUGCGAUUUGCAUUCAAGGUAUAUGAUAUCGAUCGGGACGGAUACAUCUCCAACGGCGAGUUGUUUAUCGUUUUGAAGAUGAUGGUGGGCAACAAUCUGAAGGACGUGCAGCUGCAGCAGAUCGUGGAUAAGACCAUAAUGGAGGCAGACAAGGACCGUGAUGGGAAAAUCAGCUUUGAGGAAUUCACGGAUAUGGUUGAAAAUACGGAUAUUAGUCUGAGCAUGACGUUGAACCAUAUUUGA
Messenger RNA from Monascus purpureus, 591 nucleotides. Lineage: Eukaryota; Fungi; Ascomycota; Eurotiomycetes; Eurotiales; Aspergillaceae. The record is from the annotation of a GenBank genome assembly.